AUGUCCGACUUCCAACUAGAAAUCCUGAAGAAGCUAGACGAAUUGGACGAGAUCAAGUCCACACUGGCCAUUUUCCCUCAGCACGGUUCUCAAGACGUUCUUUCUGCUUUGAACUCGCUGAAGGCGCAUAACAAGCUGGAAUUUUCCAAGGUCGACACCGUCACGUAUGAUUUGACCAAAGAAGGUGCUCAGAUUUUGAAUGAAGGUUCCUACGAAAUUAAACUGGUCAAACUGAUCCAGGAGUUGGGCCGUCUGCAACUCAAAGACGUCAUGUCCAAGUUGGGCGCUCAAGUCGGCAAAGUUGGGCAGGCAAGAGCUUUCAAGAACGGGUGGAUUGCCAAGAAUGAGUCCAACGAGCUCGAACUGUCCGCCAAAUUGCAAGCCGCCGAUUUGAAUGACCUUCCCGAUGAAACGCAAUCCGUUCUGGCGCAGAUCAAGGAAAACUCGUGUCUGGACACCAUCGACUCCAAGAUUUUGAACGACCUGAAGAAAAGAAAACUGAUUGCCCAAGGUAAGAUCACGGAUUUCCACGUUACCAAGGGUUCAGAGUUUUCCACCGACCUCACCAAGUUGGAAACCGACCUGACCUCCGACAUGGUCUCCACCAAUGCAUACAAAGACUUGAAAUUCAAGCCCUACAACUUCAACUCUCAAGGUGUGCAAGUAUCCUCUGGCGCUCUCCACCCUUUGAACAAAGUCAGGGAGGAAUUCAGACAGAUCUUCUUCUCCAUGGGGUUCACAGAAAUGCCCUCCAACCAGUACGUCGAGACCGGAUUCUGGAACUUCGACGCGCUUUACGUCCCACAACAGCACCCUGCUCGUGACCUGCAAGACACUUUCUACAUCAAGGACCCGCUCACCGCCGACUUGCCCGACGACAAAACCUACCUGGACAACAUCAAAGCCGUGCACGAGCAGGGGAAGUUCGGCUCCAUCGGCUACCGCUACAACUGGAAGCCCGAAGAGUGCCAAAAAUUGGUCCUGAGAACCCACUCCACAGCUAUCUCCGCCAGAAUGCUGCACGACCUUGCCAAGGACCCAAAGCCCACCAGAUUGUUUUCCAUCGACCGUGUCUUCCGUAACGAGGCCGUCGACGCCACGCAUUUGGCUGAAUUCCACCAAGUGGAAGGUGUCCUUGCCGACUACAACAUCACUCUGGGCGACCUGAUCAAGUUCAUGGAAGAGUUCUUCGAAAGAAUGGGUGUCACGGGUUUGAGAUUCAAGCCCACCUACAACCCUUACACCGAGCCCUCGAUGGAAAUCUUCUCAUGGCACGAAGGUUUGCAGAAAUGGGUCGAGAUCGGUAACUCCGGUAUGUUCAGACCGGAAAUGCUCGAGUCCAUGGGCUUGCCCAAGGGCCUAAGAGUACUUGGUUGGGGGUUGUCCUUGGAAAGACCCACCAUGAUCAAAUACAAAGUCCAAAACAUCAGAGAACUGUUAGGCCAUAAAGUCUCAUUGGACUUCAUCGAAACUAACCCCGCCGCUAGAUUGGAUGAAGACUUGUACGAAUGA
Saccharomyces kudriavzevii IFO 1802 is the source of this 1512-nucleotide messenger RNA. RefSeq names its product phenylalanine--tRNA ligase subunit alpha (gene FRS2). The record is from RefSeq and is a predicted model, not a curated record. Gene Ontology annotation, molecular function: ATP binding; tRNA binding; phenylalanine-tRNA ligase activity. NCBI's taxonomy places the organism in Eukaryota, Fungi, Ascomycota, Saccharomycetes, Saccharomycetales, Saccharomycetaceae. The transcript has a single exon. Gene Ontology annotation, cellular component: cytoplasm; phenylalanine-tRNA ligase complex; cytosol. The coding region runs from base 1 to 1512 and encodes 503 amino acids. Gene Ontology annotation, biological process: phenylalanyl-tRNA aminoacylation.